Acipenser ruthenus (sterlet) is the source of this 5403-nucleotide messenger RNA. Its product is annotated as glypican-6-like. NCBI's taxonomy places the organism in Eukaryota, Metazoa, Chordata, Actinopteri, Acipenseriformes, Acipenseridae. The transcript has 10 exons. Gene Ontology annotation, cellular component: synapse; extracellular region; cell surface. The record is from RefSeq and is a predicted model, not a curated record. Gene Ontology annotation, biological process: regulation of protein localization to membrane; cell migration; regulation of signal transduction. The coding region runs from base 404 to 2083 and encodes 559 amino acids.
UGCGGCGUGUAUUUUUCUGUCCAGGAUUUCUCUAUUCCUCUCAGAUAGCACCACUACGGUAUUUCAGUCUAUAUAAGAGAAGUUGUCUGAACACGUAACAUAGAGUGGGUUUCUGCUUCGCAAGCUGGAUUUUUGUGCCUGAACUUGGACGCAAAGCAUAUUGUAAAGGAGGAAACAUAAUCGUCUGCUUGUUUGGUUGCAAAUAAAAAGUCUGACCACUCAUUUAAAAAUAUAUACAUAACGGUAUUUGAAAAAUAUAUAGCGUAUGUCUAUAUCUGCAUUGGAAGAAAAGUGAAAACCACGGAUCCCGUUUACUCUAAAACACGGGAGUGGUGUGCAGUUUGGUUUAGAUCAAAGGGAGUCUGCUGUGACACAUCUAAAGGAUUUAUCCCCAAAGUGUACAAUGUUGUGGAUCGGGUGUGUUUUUUGUACUUUGUCCGUGCUGUCAGUUGGAGCUGAUCUCAAACCACGAAGCUGCAGCGAGGUCAGGCAGGCGUAUACCGCUAAAGGCUUCAGUCUUGUCAAUGUUCCUCACCAGGAAAUAUCAGGGGAACAUCUGCGAAUCUGUGCCCAGGGAUACACAUGCUGUACCUCAGAAAUGGAAGACAAACUCAGCCAGCAGAGCAAACUGGAGUUUGAAAACCUGGUUGAGGAAGCAAGUCACUCCCUGCGUACAACCUUUGUGUCCAGACAUAAGAAGUUUGAUGAAUUCUUCCGGGAGCUCCUGGAGAACACCAAGAAGUCCUUAAAUGACAUGUUUGUGCGUACGUACGGCCACUUGUACAUGCAGAACUCAGAGGUGUUUCAGGACCUGUUUGCAGAGCUAAAGAGGUACUACACAGGUGGGAACGUUAACUUGGAGGAGAUGCUGAAUGAUUUCUGGGCUCGACUGCUUGAACGGAUGUUUCAGCUGGUGAACACACAGUACCACUUUACAGAGGACUACUUGGAAUGCAUUAGCAAAUACACAGACCAGCUAAAGCCUUUCGGAGAUGUGCCAAGAAAACUCAAGGUUCAGGUUACCAGAGCAUUCAUUGCUGCUCGCACCUUUGUCCAGGGUCUCACUGUUGGCAGGGAGGUGGCCAACAGAGUGUCUAAGGUCAGCCCAACUCCAGGGUGCAUCCGGGCACUAAUGAAGAUGUUAUACUGUCCUCAUUGUCGCGGAAUGCCUGCCCUAAAGCCCUGCAACAACUACUGCCGGAAUGUAAUGAAGGGCUGCCUGGCGAACCAAGCCGAUCUUGAUCCGGAAUGGAAUCUCUUCAUAGAUGCCAUGUUGUUGGUGGCAGAGAGGCUGGAGGGACCAUUUAACAUCGAGGCUGUGAUGGAGCCCAUCGAUGUUAAGAUUUCUGAAGCCAUCAUGAAUAUGCAGGAAAACAGCAUGCAAGUGUCAUCAAAGGUGUUUCAAGGUUGUGGGCAGCCCAAACCAGCUCCUCCUGGAAGAUCCACUCGUGCUGUUUCAGACGUUUUCAACCACCGCUUCAAGCCAUCUGAAGAAAGGCCCACCACAGCAGCUGGCACAAGCCUCGACAGACUGAGGACUGUCUGGAAGACAAUGCAACACAGCGUUGUUGAUAUUAAAGAAAAACUGAAGAAGUCCAAAAAGUUCUGGUCCACAUUACCUGACAGCAUCUGCAGUGAUGUCAAGGUGACAGGUGGCAGAUCUGAUGAAGAGGAAUGCUGGAACGGGCACACGAAGGGCAGGUACUUGCCUGAAGUCAUGAACAAUGGCCUGACAAACCAGAUUAAUAACCCCGAAGUUGAAGUAGACAUCACAAGACCAGACACUUUCAUUCGUCAGCAGAUCAUGGCACUCAGAGUAAUGACAAACAAGCUGAGGAAUGCAUACAAUGGAAAUGAUGUCAAUUUUCAAGACGCAAGUGAUGAAGGCAGUGGGUCAGGGAGCGGCAGUGGCUGCACUGAGAUGUGCAUCCCUGAGUUUGAAGUUAUCAGCACAAAAGCCCCCACUGUGGUCGUGGACAGAUUUGCUGAAACGAAGGCUUCAGCACCCAAGCCGAGCCAUUCCCUGGUACUCACUGUGCUCCUUCUCUGCACGAUCUUCGCACUGCAGAGACCAUUGAGAUAAUGCUGGUGACCGUGCUGAUGGACAGACAGCAGGCCUUGCUGUUUUGUUCAUGUUGGACACUUGACUACACCUUGGCAAUUAAAAGAGUUUUAAAAUAGAGAGCGCAGUACCGUAACCUGCUUCCCGUUUUCCAAAGAAUGCUUGGUGCCAUCUUGAAGCAGCUUAUGCCAAACUGCUUACUCCUUCUCUGGAGCUUUCUGAAGAUGCUGUACUGAAGAACAACUUACUAUCCAAGUCUUUACUUUAAAUACAAAUCUAUUUUUUUCUUUUCUUUCAUACAGUAAAAGUGAAGAGAUCUCACAGAGACUUAAGUCCGGACUCAGUUUCCAUUUUACAGAGGUCCCCCCCACCAAACAAAACAAACCACUGUGAGAAUCCAAUUAGAAAGAACUCUUAUGAGAAGAGCAACCUAUUACUAAGGAUCCCUUAAGCCAAACACUUAAUAUGGAAUUGGAAAUAUCGUGUUUUUAAUAAAGGGUAUUGCCUAUUGAAGAUAAGCAUUUUACUUUUAAUUGAGCACUCUUUUCAGUUUGAGACUUAAAAAAAAAAAAAUCACUUUUUAAUAUUUUUAGGAGGGUUAUUUUUUUAUUUUUAGUGUUAGUCUGUAUUUGUGAAAGUGGUUGACCAUAUGCAGAUAUGAAGAAAAAAAAUGCAACAGAUUGAAGUCAGGCAACAGGCAACAUUUGAAAGUCAUUUUUUCUUUUCUUUUGGUAGAGGUGGAUCCCCCGUUUCUAUUAAGAGUAUGAAUAUUUAUGUAUAUUUUUAAAGUGGAUCGUUAGUACAGAUCGCUCAUAUCUCUUCAAAGCUCUGGGAAUGACUGCGUUUUGUUUCUUUUAGAUGCAGAUCAUACAGAUUUGUUUUGUACUGGUUGUGUUUAAAAAAAAAGAAAAGUACUUUUUAAGUAUACAAGUUUUUACUAAUCUAGCAAUUACUGAUCGUAUGAAAUUGAUAGGCAGUAAAUGUCCUGCCUUAGGACUUUAAGCCAUGUGUGUUGGGCAUGCUUAGCAUGUCAGGGGUACCAGAAACCAGGAGCUGACUUUACACCCGUGUUAACUGAAACACUGUACACUAUUUGAAUCUGAUCCACUGUAUUUUCUAUACAAAAAGAAAAAAAAUGCAUUAUAUCUAUAGAGCAAAUAUGCUCACACAAUGGUUCAUAUUGCUAUUACAUAGCACAUCCUUUUGACACGUAUUUUUUAGAGGUAUUUUGCUUCUGAGUUAACAACUAGGAGCAAAACAAUGUAUUUCUCUUCUUUAGUCUUAGUAUUAAUCAUCUAUUUUUAUAUUCACAGAUUUUACGAAAUUGUAUGUAUUAGCUCAAGGUUGACAUGUCUGUAAACAUGCAAGGUGUUUUGUCAACCGUUUUUUUUUUAUGCUUCAGGCCCCUCUCUUGUUUUUCUGGUGCCCUUUCAAACCUCCAUCCAAUAGAUAUUAACAGACUUCUCAGCUGCUCUAAUCCCUUUAGGUUGCUCAGACACAGUGAGGACCUGGCUGGUUUCAUGUUCUCAGGGUGUUAAAUGCGCCCAACAACACAUUCUGCCUCAGUGACAAAGUGAAGAUUCAGUAAAUAUGAGGAAUGAGUCGGGAUGUUGGGAUUCAAGUAACAACCACCUCAAUUCAGGACCAAAAGCUUAAUGAUUCAAGUGUUUGUCAGCUACAUUCAAUGUGCCCAUGGCACUACACUCCUACGUGCAAAUACAUGAAGUAAGAUAAAAAAAAAAUAACACUACAUAUCUUACAUUGUAGCCCUUUUUAUGCUGUUUUUGUUUAGUACUACAAUCAUAUUUAUCACAAAAUAACCUAAGUAGAUAUUAUUACAAAUAAUUUAACAUAACAAGGAGUGUCUUUUUUUUUUUAAGAAGCCAGUGUUUUGCUUGGUAUGCAUUGCCUUGCCCAUUUUCAGAAGUUGGGGUUCUAAAUCUUUCUAAAAUUAAUUAAGACUAUAUAAGAAAUCCUACAGCAAGGAGUGAUGGAAAGGUUUGUACACAGUGCUCGAUCAGGAUGCUUAACUUGAGACUCAUUUGUCAUCUGCCGAGCUUCAGAAUAAGGAUGAUGUUUGCUGGAUUCCCCAGCAGUACAUUUCAUUUGGGUUUUAAUUCCUUUCCUGAGUCUGAGCAUGACUACAUUGUCUGAAUUGUAUGCCUAUAUUUAAAUUGUCUGGUAAAUAAAGUCAGCAGUCCAUUGCUUAAACACUCCACAAUAUUCUACAUUUAUUUUAAUUUCAGUUGCCAAUCAUAAUACAUAUUUUGCCAAAUCUAUAUGCGGUAUAACAAAGCUUCCCAAUAUAUUAUUUUUAUUAUUUUAUCUUUUCUCCCUUAGAAACAAAACAUAAAUGCAGGCUUCUUCAAUUAACCAUUAGAAGGAUGGACAAUAGGCUGUAUAUAUAUAUAUAUAUAUAUAUAUAUAUAUAACAAGUUGUUUGGAAAGUUUUAUUCAGUAUUACAGUAGCAGGUAUGGGAUUGAUAGUCAUUUGGAGAUGACAUAAAACAAUAUUGUGCAACAUAGUAUCAUGCUUUACAGUUUCGAGGCCUGAGGCACAAGUGAAAAUGAACUUGUGGAAGAGAUCAGUAAAAAAAAUGGAAGUCAGUAAAGGGAGGAGGGCAGGGGGUACAGCGCUAAAUCUGCUGCUGCCGUGCACAUGGUAUAAAUCAAGGCUCAAGUUCUGUGAAGCUUAAAAAGCUAGCAAGGCUGGAAAUGAGAAAAUUAAGUGCAAGCGACAAUUGGGUAAAGCUUGAAUGCACUCGUGAGAAUUUUCAUGGCUACAGCGAUAGUGAGGAGAGAAGGUAUUGGAGUAAACAAGUUAAUAUCACUAAAGCAGACACUUCUAAAAUGAAAGCGAACAGAAAAGUAAAUUGAUCAUUUGUUAUGGGCCUUUAUAAAGGCUUAUAGCUAGUAUAAUGGUGUUAGGUAAUUUACAAUACUUUGUCAUGUUCCAACUUUUGUUACCGAUAGUAAAAGCCAUCAAUAGGUAAUAUAUUACUUAUAUACCUAAUUCCAGCAUCAGAACAAAAGCAUGUAUUCUUCGCUGACUGUAGCUUGCAUAUAUUACAUAUAUAUGUUUUAUAUUUUAACUGACUUUAUGCUUUUAUUUAACUUAUGCUGAGUUAUCAAUAACAUAGAUUCACAGAGUAAGCCAUUUCAUUUGAGUUAAGGUCUACAUUUAUUGGAAAUAAAACAUUUUAUACAGAUGGAUAGAUAUUGUUACACUGUGGGAUUUAAAGAACAAUUUGUGAUUUGUGAAUCUCCUUUAAACAUCGAGCAAGUGCUUAAGAAAAGAAGUUAAUGUACUCAUCUGCUUUAAAUAAAAUAUUUUCCUGUAA